CGCUUGCGCCAGCGCGGACUCGGUUAUCGUCAUUCGACGAUCAUCUCAGCGUCUUCCCGACUGGACCCUGCCCCUUCCGAAUAUUGGUCAAUUACAACCAUGCCUCUCGAUGAAGAGGGGGCCAAGUGGUCUUGCGAACCAUGUAUUCGCGGCCAUCGAUCUUCAAAAUGCCAGCACUUCGACAGACUCAUGAUGAAAGUGCCCAAGGCAGGUCGCCCUUUGGCCAAGUGCCCUCAUCCCAAAGGGACUUGUAGCUGUCAAAAAACCUAUGCCUUCAUGGUCCGGAUACCUAAAGGCUCUAGCUGCUUGUGUCGACCAGUUUACAAGGUACCCGCAGGCACAAGCGAUUCAUCACAAUCCACUCCAGUGUCCAUGGCCUCAGUGUCAUCACCUUCGUCUGGCAAGGUCCAAAAGUCCGGAAGGAGACAGAGCAAUAUUCAAGCCACCCCAGAGAGCAUUGCCAAGGCCUUGGAAGCGAUGCCCGAGAAUCUCAAGUUUGAAGACGGGGCCUUUAACUAUUUGGGAAAUCUUCCUUCCCACAAACCGGAGCCAGAUGAUUUCAACGACACCCGCGCUCGUCAAGCUGCUCCUGUGCCCCAAAGAUCCACUAACACUACGAAUGGAUCUAGCUGCUGCUCCCAGAAGCCGCAACCCCCACCGGUUCCACCAAUAUCAUCGCAAGGCUCUGGUUCUUGCUGCAGUGGGAAAACACAGGUUUCCAAUUCUGUCGCCGAGGGCGUCUCCAACGCGCAAGGACCAAAAGUAAACCAGCCAACAUCAUGGAACGACAUGUCUUACAUGAACUUCUCGGCGCAGCAGAUGCCCUCCUGGCAGAACUCCAUGACCUCGGCACAGCAGUCAUUCAUGGCACCCUUCGGAAUGUCGAACUCUGGGGCUCAGUCAUUCUACACGAACGGAUACACAGGGAACGGGUCUUCCACGUAUUCGAACUCCAUGAACGGGCUUGGAAUCACGCCACCUAACAUGACACCAUUCACCAUAAACCAUUCUCAGAAUUCUGCUUAUGGAUCUGUCAAUCUCAGCAACGAUGCCAGCCAUGACUGCAGCUGUGGAGAUGACUGCCAGUGUCUAGGCUGCGCAGCCCACCCCUUCAACAACACCACCCGCCAACAUGUUCAAGAAAUGGGUGUCAUGAUGACAUUUGAUGGAGACGAAUCAACACCCGACUCCAUGGCUAAUGCCUACAAACCUCCAACUUUCCCAAGAAACACCGCAACGACUCCAAUGAACUUCUUCAUGCAACAGGCGCAAUCAAUGGACCAUGGAAUUCACCAAAGUUCUUAUGAGCCAUAUUCCGACCCCAACUCGGCUAUGCCCAGCGGCUACUCGUCUCCUCUCCCCGCGGGGCAUCACUUCAACCAACAGUUGAUGCACCCAUCCGAAUACUACACAAUCGAAUAUCCAGUUGGAAUCCCGAGUGCCUGCUCAGACGUGACGGGCAGCUGCCAAUGCGGCAACGACUGCAGCUGCGUCGGCUGUCUCACGCACAGCGGGCACAAUGGUGUCGCUCUUGAGGUCCCAAUCCCAGACACUCCUGUCACCACCGCCGCGCAAAAUGUCUCUUCAUCCCACGGCGCGCCGACGACGAGUGCUGGCAGCCACACUUCUCGAAUUCCAGUCCUGGAAAAUGUUUCGAUGCCCUGUCUCAGCCCACGCACGUUCGAAACAUCCAUGAUAUGA
Messenger RNA from Penicillium cataractarum, 1701 nucleotides. RefSeq names its product copper fist DNA-binding domain-containing protein. The transcript has 3 exons. NCBI's taxonomy places the organism in Eukaryota, Fungi, Ascomycota, Eurotiomycetes, Eurotiales, Aspergillaceae. Gene Ontology annotation, biological process: positive regulation of transcription by RNA polymerase II; intracellular copper ion homeostasis; intracellular iron ion homeostasis. Gene Ontology annotation, cellular component: nucleus. The annotation marks the transcript as partial. Gene Ontology annotation, molecular function: RNA polymerase II cis-regulatory region sequence-specific DNA binding; DNA-binding transcription factor activity, RNA polymerase II-specific; copper ion binding. The record is from RefSeq and is a predicted model, not a curated record.